Messenger RNA from Phlebotomus papatasi, 4675 nucleotides. It is a transcript of the gene wdb, whose product is annotated as serine/threonine-protein phosphatase 2A 56 kDa regulatory subunit epsilon isoform. Gene Ontology annotation, molecular function: protein phosphatase activator activity. Gene Ontology annotation, cellular component: nucleus; cytosol; protein phosphatase type 2A complex. The record is from RefSeq and is a predicted model, not a curated record. Gene Ontology annotation, biological process: protein dephosphorylation; signal transduction. Lineage: Eukaryota; Metazoa; Arthropoda; Insecta; Diptera; Psychodidae. The coding region runs from base 1678 to 3267 and encodes 529 amino acids. The transcript is spliced from 8 exons.
UGAAUGAUUGUGCUCAGCUGUGCCGUAUCGCGGGUGGCGUUUAUGCGUGUGGUGAGAAGCAAAAUCGAUUUUGCCCAAAAAACGUGAUUUUGUACGGAAAAUCAUUAGAAAAAUCGCAAAAAAUUGCUCAAUUUUGUGCAUUGUGUGUUCAAAUUGUAAAUUUGAGUGGAGUUUCAGUGGAAGGUAACUGAAAAAGUGGCGUAGUGUGGUGAAAAUAGUGGUGAGUUUUUCUUCGAGAAAAACGCAAUUCCCUCAAGAUUUCCCGGUUUCUUCAAUAGGAGAUCAGUGUGUUUGUGUUUUGGGAGGAUCUGUGAAAGUUUUCCUUGCGAUUUUUGUGUGUAAAUUUGCCCAAAAUUUGUAAAAAGGCGACAUUCUUCGGGCGCUGUCGCCACUUCUUUUUUUUUGGGAGCCGAAACGGCGACAUUUCCUCAGCAUUCUCCCCAUUUUGGCAUUAUGCGCCAGGAUAUAACUUUUGAAAUCCAUUCAACAGAAUCCAAGACAAAUCUUGAUUGAGCUACGUAUGAUUUAUCAAAGUUGGACAACGCCUGAAGGAGAUUAAUAAGUUGGAUUAUUAUUUUGUGGGAAGAAAAUUUGAGCGUCACAAUUAGGAGAAAAAAAACUAAGGAGGACAAAAGAGUGCAGGGACGACGAUAGUGUAAGAGAAAAAGAACAAAAAAAAAGAAAAAGUGCACAAGUAAAUAUCGCAAUUGUAGCCAUCAUUUUUGCUGAGCACACUUCACAUAAAUGCAUCGCAAUAAUAAUAUAGUGUGGCAGAUCUCUUCGUCAUCAACAAAUAGUUGAGUUCCGUGGACACCCUCAAAAGUUGUUGUGUGAGAUCUUUUUCUCUUUUUGAUAAUAACAUCCUCCCCCCGUUUUGAGCGAUAUUGUCCUCCCGUGGGGAGUGACGAUUAGCUAAGGAAAAAGCACCAGCGGCGACAGAAAGAACGCCGACGACUCGUGUCAGUUGUGCAAUAUAUAAAGUUAGGAAGAAAGAAAAAAAGAACACACAUUUGUUAUAUUCAAGGAGUAAUCAAGAUAGCAUAAGAUAGAAGAGAAAAUAAAGACGACGAAUGGUGCACUGACAAGGAAAUCUGUCUAAUCUGUACAGUUUUAUCUGUGAAAAAAAGUAAAGAAAAAAAAUAGUAAAAGCAGUUGCAUAAAUUGAAUAUCGUGUGAAUGUUCUUUUAUAUGUGGGGCAGCAAUUGAUAAAUUGUUGAAAAACGAGAAGACAUUUGCCAUCCCCAAUAUAUAGUGCACAUUUUGACCGAUAUAUAUUUGAUUCUUGAUAUUUUUUUUCAUUCAAUAGAAAAUCAUUGAAGCACGUUUUUAUUUGUUUUGAAGAAGUAACCCAACAACAACAAAAAAAUAUUGUGUCGUUUUCUCUCUGUUUCCAUCAAAUCUUUCUUUUUUCCUUCCAAUUAACCAAAAAAAAAGAAAAAAAAUUGUAAUUGCAAGAAAAAAAUCACCACAAAAAAUCACAAAUAGUCGUCCAAAUAAGUGUCACUGUAAUUAAAGUUUUUCUAAGUGUCUCUUAAAAAGAAAAUCCUCCUAAUUGUUGCUAUAUAUAUUUUUUUGUGUGUGUUGAUAAAAGAAGAUUUAAAAGAAAAGAAAAUCUAACAAUAACGUUAUUGCGAACAAAAAUAUCAUUAAUAUCAAUCGCACGCUAUCUGACAAAAAAUGUCGUCGGGAACAUUUGUUGAUCGCAUUGAUCCAUUUGCAAAACGAUCGCUCAAGAAGAAAAGUAAAAAGUCUCAGGGAUCGUCGAGAUAUCGGAACUCUCAGGAUGUAGAGCUACAGCAACUUCCACAAUUGAAAGUGGAUUGCUCGAGUAUGGAGCAGGAGGAACUUUUUAUACGAAAGUUGCGGCAAUGUUGUGUGUCCUUUGAUUUUAUGGAUCCUGUGGCAGAUUUGAAGGGGAAGGAAAUCAAAAGAGCCGCCCUCAAUGAUCUGUCCACUUACAUUAUCCAUGGCAGAGGUGUCCUGACGGAACCUGUGUAUCCAGAAAUUAUACGAAUGAUUUCGUGUAAUUUGUUUCGUACACUGCCACCAAGUGAGAAUCCAGACUUUGAUCCCGAAGAGGAUGAUCCAACACUGGAAGCAUCUUGGCCACAUCUUCAGCUGGUCUAUGAGGUCUUCUUGCGAUUUCUCGAGUCACAAGAUUUCCAAGCAACUAUCGGGAAAAAAGUGAUUGAUCAAAAGUUUGUCCUUCAAUUGUUGGAGUUGUUUGAUUCAGAAGAUCCUCGUGAGCGUGAUUUCUUAAAGACGGUUCUUCAUCGAAUUUACGGGAAAUUUCUAGGACUGCGCGCAUUCAUCAGGAAACAAAUAAAUAAUAUAUUUUUGCGCUUUAUUUAUGAAACAGAACAUUUCAAUGGUGUUGGAGAAUUACUGGAAAUACUGGGAAGCAUUAUCAAUGGAUUCGCUUUGCCGUUGAAAGCUGAACAUAAACAAUUUUUAGUGAAAGUACUGUUGCCACUACACAAGGUGAAAUGCUUAUCGCUGUAUCAUGCACAGCUAGCGUACUGUGUUGUGCAGUUUCUGGAAAAGGAUGCCUCACUGACGGAACCGGUGGUUAGGGGAUUGUUGAAAUUUUGGCCAAAGACCUGCUCGCAGAAGGAAGUGAUGUUUCUCGGUGAAAUCGAGGAGAUUCUAGAUGUCAUUGAACCACCGCAAUUUGUUAAGAUUCAAGAACCAUUGUUUCGACAGAUCGCAAAAUGUGUUUCCAGUCCUCAUUUUCAGGUUGCAGAGAGAGCGUUGUAUUUCUGGAACAAUGAGUAUGCAAUGUCGCUAAUUGAGGAAAAUAAUGCUGUCAUAAUGCCAAUAAUGUUUCCGGCACUGUACCGGAUCAGCAAAGAGCACUGGAAUCAGACAAUUGUGGCUCUAGUCUAUAAUGUACUAAAGACUUUCAUGGAGAUGAAUUCAAAGUUGUUUGACGAGCUAACGGCGAGCUACAAAGCUGAACGACAGAAAGAGAAGAAACGGGAACGAGAGCGCGAGGAGCUGUGGAAGAAAUUGCAUGAAUUGGAGAAUAAUCGUUCGAGUAGUAAAACAUCUUUGAAGAGUGAGGCAAAUAGUGAAUUGCUCACACAGCAAACAAACAAUAUGACGGGAAAUUUAAGUAAUGCCACAAAUUCAACACUAAUGUCAUCAUUAUCGGGCAAUGCGCCAUCAUCAGUAGGUACCGGUGUAGGUGACAAGGUGUCAGCCACCUCAGGUGGUUCAAAUGUCUCAUCGGCCACCAAUUCAUUGACAUCGGCAGCGAGCAAGUGAUGCUCUGAUUGACCUUAAUAUAAUAAAUCACACACUUCUAGUUCACAUGAUGUUACUGCUAAUGCUCCCAGUAAUAGGAAGAAGACAAAAUCAUUUCUGCAUAGAAUCAUAUAACAAAUUCUCUAGCCUAUCUCCAAACAAAACUCUCACACAUAACAAAAAAAUGAUAGAAAAAAAAACAUUUAAACAAUUGACAGUGAAAUUGCUAAGAAAUGAUAAGGUCGACAGCAUUAUCAUGGAAUAAUCCUCCAUCCCCUUAGUGAAGAAUUAUGGUAUAGGAAACAAACAAAAAAAAUUAUGGAAGAACGGAAAAGAAUAACCAGUAAUGUAAAAUGAGGAAUGAAACAUUACAACAGGUGACUAUAGAAUUUCGCUUGUGAAAUGCCGAAAUAGAGUUAUAUAAUAUCUAGUGCUACAUGAUAAAACAUUAAUACAAAAAAAGUAUAAUUAAAAAAAAAUAUUAGCAAGAAAGAAAAGUAACAAUAAGUGGAUGAAAAAAAAAUAAAUGGAAGUGAAAAAAAUAUUACCUGCUGCUGUCGUCUCAUUCAAUAAUUAGCCCAAUAUUAUCGACAUAAAAAAAUUAAAAAUAAUUCAUAAAUAACAACAUUAAUACAUAAAAAAUGAGAAAAAAACAAGUUUUAGAGUAUAUAUUGUCGUGACAGAAGGAAAAAAAAAUAAUGGAACAUAAUGUAAAUGUUAGGAUAACAAGUAAUUUAGAAAGAAAAAAAAAAAUGAAAAAAAUCCAAAAAAAAAGAUGACAAGAAGAAAUAAUUUCAUCUUAUUUUACUUAAUUGUUUUUGCCGUGAAAUUGAUUUAUUUCUAAAUACUUUUAGAUGGAUACAAUAUCAAAACAAAAAAAAAGUUAGCAGAAAAUUUCACACAAACAUUUUUAUUGUAUCCGGUUUUUUUCUUUGAAAAAAUAAACAGUAAACUAUAGGUCAGCAAUACUUGGGAAGAAGGCCCCUGCUUUCAGUAGUAGUAUGGUGACUCAAAUAUUAAAAAAAAGGUUUUUUAAAGAUGAAAAAUAAAUUUUAUACGACUAGUCAUAGAUGAAGGGGGUAAGGGAUGCUCGACUAUAGGUGAAAAAAUGCAGUUCUACGUGAAAUACUUCUUUUAGCUUCACACAUUAUUCUUUUUACAUGGCAUUACUAAUCACGGAAAGAGGGUUUAAAAUAUAAGAAGAUUUUGAAGAUUUCAUUUAGAAUUCUUUAAGUGGAAGGGCAGAGAUUUUCAUUGAUUAUUCCAAUAAAUCUCUAGCGGUAUCUUUUUUUGUUAAUUUUAGGGGCUAUUUAACUAAACGAUCUUCUUGAAUAUACCUGUUCAUUAAAGUCAUGAAGGUCAUGGUCGCUUGAAAAAUUCGUUUCAGAAUUGCAAUUAUUGAAUUUUUGCAGUUUUUGUAUUAACAAAA